AUGCUACUUUCCGACCUUACGAAUCUAUGGCAACCCGACAUCAACCAUGAAGCUGUGGAUCAUUUUUUGCUCCUGCGGGGGCUGUCGCCGCCGGAAAGGAAUGGAUUUCGUCCAAAUGAAUAUGCCUCCGCCCGAAUACAGCUUCCAGAAUACCCUCGAUGCUUCAUUUCUCAGAGCUUCGCCUCCAGGGAGUUCAUUUUCUUUUGCGUCGCUGCGCGCUCAAGGUCUUCUUCGGUAGAAUCCCUCUUUCUGGUGUAUUCAGCUGCCGUACAAGGAAGCCCGAUGGAAGGGCCCUUCCUUCAGCAUGACCUUGAGUCAAAGAUUAUCAGAUCCAACGAUAUCCUUCUGCGGAUCUUCUCUCACCAUUGUACAACCCUCAUUCGGAGUUUGUUCCUUGACAAACCAGCAGGACUAGCUAAUGUCGAUGGCACCAAUGAUAUCUCCGAAUCCUCGAUACCCAUUUGACUAAUUGGUACCAUACUCUCCAUCUGACAAUGAAUUUUCAAUAUGUCCCAUGAUGCUUCCCUUUAUUUCCUCACUCAUCGAUCUACGGAUUGUCGAC
This is a messenger RNA of Guyanagaster necrorhizus, 562 nucleotides long. RefSeq lists its product as uncharacterized. Bases 1 to 465 code for a protein of 154 amino acids. The transcript has 2 exons. The record is from RefSeq and is a predicted model, not a curated record. NCBI's taxonomy places the organism in Eukaryota, Fungi, Basidiomycota, Agaricomycetes, Agaricales, Physalacriaceae.